UCUAUCUCUUGUUCUGUAUAAUAAAUUCUUGCGGGGGCUUCUCUCUGCUCCGUACGAUCUCUUGGCUUGUUUCAAGGUGGCAGAUGUUUUCAGAUGUAGAAAUGUCUCGGGACGUGGCUAUAUGUGCCAAACACUUGAUUGGCCAUACGUUUCACCAAGAGAUUCUCACCAGGCUACUCCAAGUUCUAACACACGAGAAAGCAUGUAGGAAACAUGGAUUCUAUCUCGGUAUCACCAGUGUAAAAAGCAUCGGUAAGAACAAGAACAAGAUCAUCAACAUCAACAACAACAACGAAGACAAUCAUCAAGCACAAAUCCUCACAUUCCCGGUCUCCUUCACAUGCCGCACAUUCUUGCCUGCAAGAGGAGAUGUCUUGCAAGGGGUUGUAAAAAUGGUAUUGUCGAACGGAGUUUUUAUCAGUUCAGGACCACUUAGAUACGCAUACCUCUCACCCUUGAAAAUGCCGGACUACCAUUAUGUCCAAUCAGAGUCUGAUGACGAGAAACCGUAUUUUCAAAAAGAUGAUCUCUCCAAGAUUGCUGUUGGAGUUGUUGUCCAGUUUGUGGUGUUGGCUGUGCGGUUUAAGGAGAGACCACACAAGAUAAGAAACGAUUAUUAUGUUCUCGCGACUUUGGAAGGCGAUACACUCGGUCCCAUCUCUCUUGCAGGUUCGGAUGAGCCGUACAUGUGAUGUGUUUCAACCCAACUAUUGCGCCAAAGUUGAAGUCUUUAGAUACUUUUUGGUUCUAGGUUAAUCUCAGUUUCAUAGGUUACUUUCUUAUUUGUUCUUUGGUAUAGGUAAACGAACUCAUCUGUCUCUAAACUCUACACAAGUUGUAAUACCCAUUGAUGAUUAGCCGUUAAAGACAAACCUGUGUGAGAUUCAUAAAAAGACAUAUAACUCCACAA
Molecule: messenger RNA, 910 nt
Organism: Capsella rubella
Lineage: Eukaryota; Viridiplantae; Streptophyta; Magnoliopsida; Brassicales; Brassicaceae
Product: DNA-directed RNA polymerase subunit 7-like protein
Exons: 2
Coding region: 84-692 (202 amino acids)
Biological process (GO): DNA-templated transcription initiation
Molecular function (GO): single-stranded RNA binding; single-stranded DNA binding
Source: RefSeq, a predicted model, not a curated record